GCGCCCCUAGAGGCCUGGCAGUGCAAGAGGAAAUCUCUACUUUGGAUGAAUGGAAGCCAGUCGGCGAGUGUUUGCAGGGGAACACACGAAGCUAUAAAAGGAGUAGCACUUUGUUUCAAAGUUCUCGGAGAUGACACGUUUACUUUAAAACCAGCAGCGUGGAGAUUAAUUUCUGUAGUGAUCCCUCCCCGCGGGCAUCGAACUUGCACGCCGAGCCCAACGAACGGCGAUUCCACCGAGGAGCAUUUCAUUUUUAAACGUUAACCCACGGCAACAAGUUAGAAUGUGCGUGUUUUAGUUGACGUGAAGACAUAGGCUAGCUUUAAAAACACGCACCUUGGCCACACUUCGCCUUCCACGCGCCCGGUGUGAUGUGGCGGUCGAGCCGAGCCGAACCGAGCCGAGCUUCACUUAGAGCGUGCAGGACAAUGAGGGAGAGAUUUUGACCCGACAGCUGGCCAAACUCAAACUUCGCCGGGAAAUUAGCAAUUAGCAUCGGAGCACCGGUACGCGAACCUGCACGUUAACCGGUGUGGGUUCCCCACUUUCUCCGAAACUACCAACAACAACAAAAAAAAAAAAGGAGGAAAAAAGAAGCAGGACCGCAUGCCUCCAUGGUUCCGAACAAGUGGAGCAUGAAUUCAGUCCUGCACAAGUCGCCUCCUCGGAGUUGGCUCGGACUCAAGUUGAGGCUCAGCAACAUAAAAUGAUGUGUCGGGCCGGAUCUGGGUUCCGGGCCUUGAGUUUGACAUCGGUGUCUUAGCGUCGAGAGAGUUCAUGUUUUGAGAUGACAAGCCUGUGCAGGAGGAUGACUGGGUGGUGUGCCAGCACCCUGAGUGCCCUGACCAGCGCAGGGCUGCAAAGGUUUGCCACCACCCCGACUGCCAAGGCCUGAAUAACAAAAGCCCCCUUCACCUGUGUGAGUCAUGUGACUCGCGCUGCCAUUCGGAGAAGAGCAACAACAUGCACUUUGACCGGCACCCCAGAUUUGACUUACAACCUCAAGCCUCCAUCCUGGCUCGGAACGUAUCUACACGAUCCUGCCCCCCACGCACCAGCGCCCCCUCUGACCUGGAGGAGGAGGAUGAGGGGAGCAGUGACCGCGGAGAGAAGAAAGCUGGUGGUAUGAAGUUGGUUAAGAAGAAACCACGGAGGAGACACACUGAUGACCCCAGCAAAGAGUGCUUCAGUCUCAAAUUUGAUCUCAACGUGGACAUCAACACAGAAAUAGUACCUGCUAUGAAAAAGAAAACAUUGAGAGAGGUUCUAGGUCCAGUGUUUGACAGAAACGGCAUCGACCUAUCACGUGUUGACUUGUUCCUGGAUCAGUCCAACACGCCGCUGUCCCUCAACUUUGAAGCCUAUCGAUUUGGUGGACACUACCUCAAAGUCAAAGCACGGCCCGGCAGCGAGUUAAAAGUGGAGCAGGAGGUGAAAGACAUGCGAUCACUCAGCCUACCCAACAUGAAGCCUGCCGGGAGUCACACCCCCUACAUCCUCAUGCCGGGCACCGAGAGGGUGGAGCACGGAUCUCUAGGACGUCGGGAGGGUGCCGAUCCGCUGGGUCAGUCACGGCGGAGGAAGAACAUGACUGAGUUUCUGGGAGAGACAAACAUUCCCACACCGGAUACGCUCGGGCAAAUGGGUGGCUCGCUCCCUGGCAUCGGCUCCGGUCCUGACAGCUGGAAGAACCGAGCCGCCAGCCGCUUCAGUGGGUUCUUCAGCUCCAACGCAGCGGCGGCAUCUUUCGGCAAGGAAGUUGACCGACUGGAACAGCUCCACAGCAAGCUGCAUUCGUACACUUUGUUCGGACUGCCCAAAGUGCCACCGCAGCUCUCCUUCCAUCAGGACUCCUGGGAGGAGGAGGACGAGCAGGAGCCCGACCUGGUCCUGGAAGACAGCUGGCAGAUAUUGCUGGACAACGUUGAGACUUUGACAAGGAGACAGUUCCACCAGCAAGAGGCUAUAUGGGAACUGCUGCACACUGAGGCCACCUACAUUAAAAAACUCAGAGUCAUCACUGAUCUCUUCCUGUCCGGCCUGCUCAACCUUCAGGAGAGUGGCUUACUCACAGAGGUGGAACCCCCACGGCUCUUCAGCAACAUCCAGGAAAUAGUUCGUCUGCACACGGCCCUCUGGAACCAAGUCAUGCUCCCUCUUUUAGACAAGGCCAGGCAUGCCCGGGCACUACUUGACCCCACCGACCUUCAGCAUGGAUUCAGAACAUUUGCGUCCAGAUUUAAGCCGUACAUCCAUUACUGCAUGGAGGAGGAAAGCUGUAUGGAGAACAUGCGCGCACUUCUCAGGGACAAUGAGCUCUUCAGGACCUAUGUCACCUGGGGCGAGACACACAAGCAAUGUAACCGUCUGAAGUUAGCAGACAUGUUGGCAAAGCCUCACCAGCGUCUGACCAAAUAUCCCCUCCUGCUGAAGAGUGUGCUCAAGAAGACGGACGAGCAGUCGGCCCGAGAUGUCAUCGGCAGUAUGGUGGCCUCAGUGGAGGGCUUCAUUGACAGCGUCAACUCACACAUGCGACAGCGGCAGGAGCAACAGAGGCUGGCAACCAUUUCUGCCCGCAUUGAGUCCUACGAAGCAGUAGAGGGCAGUAGUGAGGAGGUAGAAAAGAUCCUCAAGGAAUUCAACCACUUUGACCUCUUGGCGCCGAUGAGAGGAACAUCUGCUGAGGAGACUCGACAGCUUCACCUAGAGGGUGCUCUGAGGAUGAAGGAGGGCAAAGAUAGCCGGAUGGACGUCUACUGCUUCCUUUUUACCGAUGUGUUGCUCAUCACCAAGCCCGUGAAGAGAGUAGAGAAGGUUAAAAUCAUCAGGCAGCCUCUCCUCAUCCACAACAUCGUCUGCAAGGAGUUGAAAGACACAGGUUCCUUCAUCAUCAUCUACCUCAAUGAGUUCAGGAGCGCAGUGGCCGCCUACACGUUCCAAGCCAACAGCGCCUCUCAGGGGCGAAGCUGGAUGGAAGCAAUCUGCAAUGUCCAGAACCAACUCCAGAGACUUCGCUCCGAGGAAGUGAUCCGGUUGCAGAAUUCUCUGACGAGUUGCACGGACGGUGAAGAGGAGCGGGAUGAGGAAGAGGAAGACGAGAGCAGCAACUCCAACACAAGCUCACCUUGUCUCAGACACAAAGAUCGGCAUAAUUUAAGUCAGUCGGAUGGUUCCACUGAGACGUUGUCAGUGAUGGAAGUCGAUGAGCCGUCUGAUUCGCAAGCGUCUUCCGCUGCUAGCGUUAGCCUGGAGAGACACGCCGACACACCCGCUGGCAUCGCCACCCCGUCUGAAGUUGAGUGCCCCUCAGGUCUCCACAGGACCUCCUCCGGUGCUUAUUGUGAGCUGGAUCAAGAGACGGAACCUGAAGGCGAGGAGCUGGAUCCUCAGUGUCGCUCUCUCUCCAUGGACAGCGCAUACGGUACGCUAUCACCGGAGUCGCUGCUCAGAGAACUUCGGCCUCCGCAAACUGAAGAAGUGGGUGCUGAGGAAGAUGUGGAUGAGGAGGAGGAGGAAGAUGUGGAGGAGGGGGAGGAUUCUGCCUCACUCGGCUCACAGUUGUCAGUGGCCCAGCUGUGCAAACCUCGACGGAGGGCUCCUGUGCAGUCAAGGCUCCACUGCCUCCAGAAGCUGUCCACUCUGGUCUUAUCUCGUUCUGAGGACAACCUCUUGCAGCGCCUCCAUGCCAAAACGCUGCCCUCGCACAACCGCGCCAACCCACAGCACACGGACGCGUCCUCGCUGGCGCACAGCAAGAGCCUGUCGGAGCUCGCCAGCAACAGCGCCGACUCCUUCCCCGUCGACCUCCGCCUAGACGUACUCGACCAAGGCGGUUCUCACAUCACGGUGGCGAAAGAUGAAAGGAAGUCCGAGGCAGCGGCCGCCGGUGAUGUGGGAGAAACGUCGCUCAUAGCGAGGACAACACCGCCCCAACAGCACAAGAAACUGACGCUAGCACAGCUCUAUCGAAUACGCACCACUCUGGUCCUCAACUCUACGCUCACCGCAUCGGAGGUGUGACCACCAAUCUGUUUUUGUUCCUGGAGACACCACUGUACUCUUUUUCUCUGUCUCUGUCUGUUUUCUGUCUCUCGACGCCCCUACCACUCCGGCACUCGCCACCAACGCUGACUUUCAGCCAUCCCCCCGUCCCUUCCAAAAGGCUCGUGGGGAGCCGACACCCGAGAGACUUUUUCACUGCUUGCACUUUGCGGAGGAUGUAGCACCACAUGGGGGCGCCGCUGACUGUCCCUUCGCCUGAGGAGCCGCUGGGGGGUCUUAACCUCUUGAACCAGAGACCCAGAGUGGAUGUUGUUGUGACUUUUUGAUUUGCUUCAACAAGAUGAAAGAUAAUUGCACAUUUGUUUAGGAAAACAAGAAGAAUCACUAAGAAGUGAAAUUACAUUUACAUGAGUCCCAUGAGAAGUGUGUGUGUGUGCGUGCGUGCGUGCGUGUGCGUGCGUGCAUGCACAUGCGUGCUUGCGUUUUUGUUCUGACUGAUCAAUAACCAAAAGUGGGCCACACAACCAAAGACGAGUACAUCAGGUUUUUGUCCAUGCUGCUGGCAUUGUAGUUUCUAUUUGGGGUUAAUUUCAUGGCCCAGCGAGGAGAGGGUUGGGGGGCGGGGGGGGGGGUUCUGGUGGUCAUGGACCACAGUCGAAAUGCGAGUGACUCUGAGAGCUUUGCUUCACGACAGCGUAUGAACAGACAAAUGCACGACAGUCACUUGGCUGCGCCUUUUUUGCUGGUGUAUUUUUGGCUUUGGGGACAUUUGCUUGGGAGGGGGUGUUGAAUAUUCCGAGUACGCCGGCUCUUCCCAGAAGACAAGACACACUUUGUAACACUUAGCUUUCCAAACCAAAUCGGUUUUGUCUAUUUACUUUUUUUUUUUUUUUUUUUUUUAGUCAUGUCUAAUAUUUAUUUUCUACAAAGGAGUAUUAAGGUCUCAUAGAUGAGAAAAAAUAUAUGCUGUAAUGGGAAUGAAGUUGUCAUGAUCAGAAAUCAGAACUAUUAUGAGAGUAAAUUAAAUAAUUUACAAGGAAAUGUCGUAAAUACAGUAUUUAGUCAUUUCCACUUGACUUGAUCACGUCUCUGGAAAGAGACUUUUGGAUGUUCAUUUCCAAGACCAAUUUAGGACUUUUCCCAACUUUUCAAGUUUGUUCCUGUAAUACGGUUUUGUUCAUGAGAUAAUACGAAUUGAGUGUAGUAUUACUUUUUUCUUUUUUUAUAGUACGGCUCAAAUGCUCCUUUGUAAUUUUACCUGUUAUGUUGUAUGUAUGAAUAUAAAUAAGAUAUUGUUGAGCUUACAACAUGUGCACAUUAUUUUUUGUUCACAUAGUUUUAAAAAAAAAAAAGUUUCCUCGUUGGCCACCAGGUGUGUUGCCAACCCAAAUUAUGUUUCCUGAUGUUAAAAAGUGUCUUACGGAAUUUUUGAAAAAAAAAAAAAAAGAUUCAGAAGUGCGUUGCAAUCCCUGCUUUAAUGGUUUAAUCCACCCUAAUGGAGCCAACACACAUUAAAACCUUUUGGACUCAGACAACAGGUGGCGAAAGAACAUUUUUAUUUAUUUAUUUUUGACUGUACGAAACAUUGCCGUCUGUAACUCACUAGGGCAGCUGGAAGUGGGCCACAAUGGCAACUCAGAUGAAUUAGAGUGCCCCGAUGUUCAGAGAGUAAAAGUGAAGGCAUGCUUGGGUCAGUUUGGUGUGGAAGAGCAAACCAUC
Molecule: messenger RNA, 5721 nt
Organism: Syngnathoides biaculeatus (alligator pipefish)
Lineage: Eukaryota; Metazoa; Chordata; Actinopteri; Syngnathiformes; Syngnathidae
Gene: plekhg5b
Product: pleckstrin homology domain containing, family G (with RhoGef domain) member 5b
Exons: 22
Coding region: 964-4020 (1018 amino acids)
Biological process (GO): Rho protein signal transduction; endothelial cell migration
Cellular component (GO): endocytic vesicle; axon; plasma membrane
Molecular function (GO): guanyl-nucleotide exchange factor activity
Source: RefSeq, a predicted model, not a curated record